AUGUCUAGCUGCGCAACAGUCUUCUUGUCAUUGCUCUUGUUAUUCUGUGUCAGGUCAUUUUUCGUCAUAUUUUCAUACAGGCGCAUCAAGCCUGCCUCGGCAAACCCCAGGCCUCCACAGACCUGCAGCAUUGCUAUUUUUCUUGGUUCAGGGGGGCAUACCAGUGAAGCAUUGAAGUUGGCUUCUGCGCUUGAUUUCGGUCGUUACUCUCCACGGACUUACAUAGUCAGUGAAGGCGAUGCGCUUAGCGUACAAAAAGCUUUUGCUUUGGAGCAUAUUAAGGCCGCGGACCAUGCUUUCUCCGACGACCAACCGCAGUAUGAGCUUCUGACCAUACCCCGUGCGCGUCGCGUGCAUCAGUCACUGCUUAGUACACCACCAGAUGCCAUCAGAUCAUUACUAGCUUGUAUGUAUCUCGUCUUAGUGCGCCCAUUGUUGAAGAAAGGGGCGUUCCAGCAACCAUUUGUGGAUCUUUUGAUCCUCAAUGGUCCGGGAACAUGUGUCAUUUUAUGCACGGCGCUUAUCGGACUACCUAGCCCACGGGUAAUGUACGUUGAGUCUUUCGCCCGUGUCAAGUCUCUGUCGCUUUCUGGAAAGCUGCUCUAUUAUUUUACCGAUUGCUUCAUAGUCCAGUGGCCAGAUCUGACGCAGCCCGGCAGUCGAAAAAUUUAUCGUGGAUGCCUUGUAUAA
Molecule: messenger RNA, 690 nt
Organism: Suillus bovinus
Lineage: Eukaryota; Fungi; Basidiomycota; Agaricomycetes; Boletales; Suillaceae
Product: glycosyltransferase family 1 protein
Exons: 5
Coding region: 1-690 (229 amino acids)
Biological process (GO): dolichol-linked oligosaccharide biosynthetic process
Cellular component (GO): UDP-N-acetylglucosamine transferase complex
Source: RefSeq, a predicted model, not a curated record